GAGGCUCGAGUUUGAAAAUAAAGUCUUGGUCUCGGGCUUGAAAAACGAUUAGUCGAUCAUCAAACCAGACUCGAAAAGACUCCUCAAUGAUCAUGAGGUCGCCGUCUAUCUCUCUCCGUCCGUCCAUCAAUUAAAAUUAAAACCCCCCAAAAUUCAACACCAACAAACAAACAAACAAACACUACUUUGUAAUCCAUCCACAUUCCAAAAUUACAUCAUUGCAUUUCAUAAUUCAUACAUUAAUCAAACAGGGAGGCGGCCAAUAGAUUUAUUAGUAUAGAUGAGUGGAGGGCGAGUGUGUAGAAAGCUAGUGGAAUUAGGGUAUGACGGAGCAGUAGAUCCAGACAGUUUCGAAUGGCCUUUUCAGUACGACGACGCCCGUCCUAUUCUCGAUUGGAUCUGCUCUUCCCUCCGUCCUUCCAACGUCCUUUCUCCCUCCGAACUUUCUCUGUAUGAGCAAUUUAUACAAGAGGGGAAGCUUUUGGAGGGAGAAGAUUUGGAUUUUGCUUAUGAAAGCAUUUCCGCCUUUUCAACAAGGAGAGACAAUCAGGAGGCAGUUUUUGGAGCUGAAGAAGGACUAAAAGACAUUAGGGAUGCUACUUUAGCCUAUAAGGCAGAAGCCUUGGAGCUGCAGCGACAACUUGGGCAUCUACAGUCUCAAUAUGACAUGCUUAGUACGCAGGCUUCGGCUUUGAUUCAAGGAAAAAGAGCAAGAGUUGCAUCUACAUCUACUGUCAAUGGACAACUGACUACCGUAGAUGAUAGUCUGUCAGCAAGAAACUUAGAGAUGAAUGCAGUUCUUGGACGGAUUGCUUCUACAGCACAAGAGUUGGCCCACUUCCAUUCAGGAGAUGAAGAUGGCAUCUAUUUGGCAUACUCCGACUUCCAUCCUUACUUGCUUGUUGAUUCAUUGUGUAUGAAAGAGUUAAACCAAUGGUUUGUUAAGCAACUAGACACGGGUCCUUAUCGCUUGGUGGCAGAGGAGGGAAAAUCCAAGUGUUCAUGGGUCAAUCUUGAUGAUAUCUCCAAUAACUUGGUGCGAGCGGAUACCCAAAAAACACAACAUCAACGCGUUUCAGAAUUGCAAAGGCUUCGGUCCAUAUUUGGAACCAGUGAGAGGCAGUGGGUUGAAGCUCAAGUUGAGAAUGCAAAACAGCAAGCUAUUCUGCAGACACUUAAAGGUCAAGUAGCUUCAGAUGAAGCUCAUAUUCACCUUGAUCUUCAUUCACUUAGGAGAAAGCAUGUUGAGUUGUCUGGAGAGCUUUCAAAUCUGCAUAACAAGGAGGAGAAAUUGCUGUCUGAGACUAUACCUGAUCUAUGUUGGGAGUUGGCUCAGCUUCAAGAUACAUACAUUCUGCAAGGUGAUUAUGAUCUAAAGGUUAUGCGGCAAGAGUAUUAUAUUCAACGCCAGAAAGCGUUCAUAAGUCAUCUGAUUAACCAACUUGCAAGACAUCAGUUUUUAAAGUUAGCAUGCCAAUUUGAAAAGAAGACAAUGCUUGGAGCCUUUUCGUUACUCAAAGUAAUCGAGUCGGAGCUCCAAGGUUACCUAUCAGCAACCAAAGGACGAGUGGGCCGUUGCUUGGCUUUAAUUCAAGCAGCAUCAGAUGUUCAAGAACAAGGAGCUGUUGAUGACCGAGAUACGUUUUUGCAUGGUGUUAGAGAUCUUUUGAGCAUUCAUUCAAAUGCUCAAGGUGGUUUGUCAACGUAUGUAUCGGCACCAGGACUGGUACAGCAGAUAUCUAGCCUACAAUCGGACCUCAAUGCCCUCCAAUCUGACUUAGACAAUGCCCUUCCAGAAGAUAGAAGUAGAUGCAUCAAUGAGUUGUGCACUCUUAUCCAAAAUUUGCAACAGUUACUAUUUGCAUCUUCCACCACCGCACAGCCGAUUUUGACACCCCGGACUCUAAUGAAAGAGAUAGACGAGAUGGAGAAGGUGAAUGCCAAGCUAUCUGCUGCUGUUGAAGAAGUAACACAAGAGCACUGCAAGAAGAACGAGAUUGUAAAGCAUCACUCUCAAGAAAUAGCACUUCAACGGCAGGUUUUUGUUGAUUUCUUCUGCAAUCCUGAUCGUUUGAGAAAUCAAGUGAGGGAAUUAACAGCACGAGUCAGGGCUUUGCAAGCAUCAUAAUUAACUGUUGUAUGUAUCGUCAUCUUCUUCAUUUCUUCUCCGCCCCUGUUUUCUGAGUGUUAGUUUCUUUAGUUAUACCAACAUGUUUGAAAUCUCAUUUACUCGAUUUGUAUUUUUGCCUUCUUGGCAUUCCUAGUAACCCUUUUAGUUCUAUGUAUAUAAUGUAGCGUUUUCCUCUAACCAGGAAAAAAAAAUGAGAAGGUUUUUGUAUGAUUUAACUUGCUACGUUGGUAUAUUAUCAUUUGUUUUUGUUCAUUUUUA
Messenger RNA from Erigeron canadensis, 2389 nucleotides. Its product is annotated as AUGMIN subunit 3. Gene Ontology annotation, biological process: spindle assembly; centrosome cycle. NCBI's taxonomy places the organism in Eukaryota, Viridiplantae, Streptophyta, Magnoliopsida, Asterales, Asteraceae. The coding region runs from base 281 to 2128 and encodes 615 amino acids. The record is from RefSeq and is a predicted model, not a curated record. The transcript has 18 exons. Gene Ontology annotation, cellular component: HAUS complex; centrosome; mitotic spindle.